Anthostomella pinea is the source of this 252-nucleotide messenger RNA. The record is from the annotation of a GenBank genome assembly. Lineage: Eukaryota; Fungi; Ascomycota; Sordariomycetes; Xylariales; Xylariaceae.
AUGGCCUACCGAGUAACCUCGACCUGCGAGAUUCCUAACCAAGGUCUUGUCGAGGCGCAACUGGCCAGCGUGCACCAGCAAAAUCGACUACGAAACCUGCGCCAAGAACGUCAUACGAUCAGCGAAGAAGUUAUCGAGACGCUAGACCACCACUGGGGUCGCGUACCCGACAAUUGGGGGAAUACGCUGGCUGAGCUGAAUCGGAGUACCGCGAAGGAUGACUACCUGACCAUCUGGGAGUCAGUGCUGUGA